Molecule: messenger RNA, 5259 nt
Organism: Petromyzon marinus (sea lamprey)
Lineage: Eukaryota; Metazoa; Chordata; Hyperoartia; Petromyzontiformes; Petromyzontidae
Gene: GLB1L2
Product: galactosidase beta 1 like 2
Biological process (GO): carbohydrate metabolic process
Molecular function (GO): beta-galactosidase activity
Source: RefSeq, a predicted model, not a curated record
AUCCAGUGGUGUAGGUGAGGUUAGGUGUGUGUUGGCGAGGUGUGUGUAGGUGAGUGUUUAGGUAUAUUUCAAAACGUGUGACUACCGUAAUCGAAUUAUUGCACAGUACAAUACCAUACUUAAGAAAAUCAUUUCAACAUAAUUGUUACAGGAUAUAUCUAAAGUACAGGUGUAUAUAAAAAAAGUACGGUGUGGUUUAAGUCAACAUCACACUAUUUGAAUUUAACCAGAGUAUUGAACAUCCACUCCAGAGAUAUUGCAAGGUUCAGUCCUUAUUGGUUGUUGAUUCAGGACAUUACAUGGAAAUGUAGAAUUUCUACUCCACUGCCACGACUGUCAAAUAAGAUGUACUCUGCCACCAACCGGUGCACUCCGACUUAAUCUGACCGUGGACAUUUUAAUUUGCUUUUGCCACGUUUGAAAAGACUUCUUCGAACGCACACGACCGUGACUGCCACUGGUUUAAUCACACGGCAAUCUCUUGUCUUGGAUCAGACUUGGUGGUGGAUGUGGCACGUGUCACUCUGCCAAGGGCGCUCUUAGGCACUGCAAGAUGGGUCUGCUUGGCAUAUGAACUUGCAGUCCAGCCCGACCACUGCUGUCUCUGCUUCAGCCGGCAUUUAAUUUGUGGCUCGCAAGUACAUAACACAAGUACAUGUCCCAGCCCUGUGGUGCUGUUUAUGUAAAUUGUUAUUGUCCAGCUCAAGAGUUGUAUUUAAUGGGUGGCUCUAGGCGCUGAAUGAAGUACAGCAUUUUAUUGUUCCUGUUUUGGAGAAUUGAGCCAGCAACAUUGUAUUAAAUCGUUGCACCGAAUCCCAGGCUCCCACAAAAGCUCACAACCACUUUGUAAUGAUCCCUGAUGUUCGUCCUCUGCAUCACCACGGAUGAGAAGAGUUAUAUUGUAUUAAAUAAACAAUGGCCUAUUUUGCCACAGACAUGACAGAAGUUGAAUACUGUAUUAUGGUUAUUUGCGCUGAAUCGGCCUGUCCGCGGUAGUGCUUAUGCGAAACAUUUUGCCGACAGUGUUGGAUAAAAGGUCUGGUUCUGCUGAUGAGACUCAAAACCAGACCAGAAUUGUUCUGCUUAAAUUAUUCUGGAAAACACUGCUUUAAACUGCCCAUAGGUAAAAAAAAACAUAGCACGGUUGGCCACGUGCUGCAAGAAGUUCAACAUACAGUACAUACAUUAGUUAGAAUAAACGUGUUUUUUUUUCCACUGGUGAGAAAGCAGCUCUUUUAACUACAUCAUUUGGUAUCACAAAAGGUUACUUUACAUGCUAAGACAUUAAUUAGAAUGCUGCACAGUAUUUUAUAGGCUUGUCAACAUGAUGAUAUUACAUUGUUGUACACAAUUAUGUGCUUGCUUCCACUUUGGCCUGGCAAGUAAUAUGUUCGUUUUAAGUGGUUAGCUUGUUGAGUUUUUAACUCUGCGACCAACGUUCGAUUCCCAGCCUUGGAUAACUUCAGUAUCAGAACCGGACUUGCCCUCUACCACUUCACCAACUCGCACGCAUCUGCGCAGUGAAGUAUGGUCAAAAAGCCCCAAUAACAGACAUGAUGAAGGGAAGGCCAUUCAUUGGUGGAUUGAGAAUGGCUGUAAUUACUUUUUAUGGUGCACUUAGCAGACUCAAUAGAUCUAUUACAGUAUUUUUUCCAGUAACUGAAAUGACCUUUUCCCUAUACUGUACCAUCGAGUGCAUUGCUGAUAAAUACAAUUUUAAACCGUUUUUCUGACCACUUAUUCAACCCUUAUGGCUGGGGACAGCCAAAUUAAAUAAACGCCAAUUUUACUACGUGGCAUAUUUCUGCAGUCUACAUACAAUAUUGCACUGUUCUUAUUGACUUAUAUGAACCCACUAAACUCCCAGCACUGAACGCUAUUGCAAUACCGAAUCCUGCACACUCGCAAUAAAUGUAUUCAUUGACACCUUGCGUGAAGGAGCAAAGCUUGAUAACAUAUUGUUGAAUCGGCAACAUUGCACAACCCUUGUGGGUUUUGGGCCAAAGUGCAUUGCCAUAAACGUAGAAAACCUUACGUUUGACCUUUGAGUUCUCCCUCCAAUAAUGGGAGAGUGUGUAUAGAUACUUUGAACCAAGGGAUGUGUUACACAGAAUGCCGUACCGUACUUAACGAGGUGCCAUUCAAAGUCCACACAGCCAGUGUCUCUGCUGAAUCGGGCACAGAAAAGGCAAAGUAUUUUUGAGAGAAACCUGCAGAGCGAGGUUCAGUUGGACAUGGACGAAGAAAUCCUGAAAUCCGACCUCAAAAAGUCGGGCUCACUGAAGACACAUGGUCAGGAGUUCACGCUUGACGGAGAGGCGCUGCACAUCCUCGGAGGAUCGGUGCACUAUUUCCGCGUGCCCCGGGAGUACUGGCGCGACCGGUUGCUCAAGCUCAAGGCGUGCGGCCUCAACACGCUGACCACAUAUGUGGCGUGGAACCUGCAUGAGCCGCAGCGGGGAGUGUUUGACUUCAGUGGGUCUCUGGAUAUUGGGGCAUUUAUUCAGCUGGCUAAAGAGUUGGACUUGCAUGUGAUCCUGAGGCCUGGACCGUACAUCUGUGCCGAGUGGGAUCUGGGAGGUUUGCCAAGCUGGCUUCUGGCAGACCCAGAUAUGAAAUUACGGACAACUUAUUCAGGAUUUAUAGAUGCAGUCGAUAUAUUUUUUGAGAAGCUCAUGCCAAGCGUGGCUCCCCUACAAUACACUUACGGUGGCCCCAUCAUUGCAGUGCAAGUGGAGAAUGAGUAUGGCGCUUAUGCCAAGGACACUGGCUACAUGGAAUCCGUAAAGCAGAUUUUGCUGAAACAUGGGAUCAUAGAGUUCCUGAUGACAUCAGACAACAAAGAUGGGCUCAGCCAAGGAGCAGUGGAUGGAGCUCUGUCAACUAUGAAUUUCAAGCAUUUUCAAAGGAGCUACUUUGAGCAUCUUGAUUCAGUUCAGCCAAAUCUUCCUAAAAUGGUCAUGGAGUUCUGGACGGGAUGGUUUGACAGCUGGGGGAACUAUCACAUGGUGUUCAAUGCUGAAGCACUGAUUGACAACAUGAAGAAGAUACUGGACCAGAAAGCAUCCAUCAACCUCUACAUGUUUCAUGGAGGAACAAACUUUGGAUUCAUGAAUGGGGCUUUGGAGUUGCCAUCAUAUCAACCAGAUAUCACCAGUUAUGAUUACGAUGCACCACUGUCAGAAGCUGGAGACUAUACACCCAAGUACAAGAAGAUAAGGCAACUACUGAUGACUCAGUUCAAUCUGAAACUCAUCGACCCUCCGCCACCUACACACAAGGCUGCCUACGGAAUAGUCGCCAUGAACGAAUACUUGCCUCUGUGGAGCUCCCUGGAGCUCGUUGGAAAGCCGAUACACUCUGCUCUUCCGAUGAACAUGGAGAAAUUCCCAAUCAAUGAUGGGAAUGGCCAGUCCUAUGGAUAUGCGCUCUACGAGACGAAAAUCCGUCAUGGAGGCUUGCUCAAGUCCAACUUGAACGUGCAUGAUCGGGCGCAGAUUUUUUUGAACUCAAAAUCUCAAGGAUUUCUUGACUACGUGAGGGUGUCUGCAGAUAUCCCAGAUGUAAAGGAAAAGUCGACGCUGAGUUUCUUGGUGGAGAACAGAGGCCGGGUCAACUAUGGGUUGAACCUUGACACUCAAAGGAAAGGAUUGACUGGAAACUUAACACUGGAUGAAAAGCCUCUGGAAGAGUUUAAAAUAUACCCGAUGGAGAUGAAACAAGAUUUCAUUAACAGUCUGGAGAAGGCAAAGUGGACCAAAGUCCCCUUGCAACCGUGGCUCCCAGCUUUCUUCCGAGGGACCCUGCAGAUAUCUGGCACUCCACGAGACACGUUCGUGCGGCUCGACGAAUUUGAGAAAGGUGUUGUUUUUGUCAACGGCAAAAACCUAGGCAGAUACUGGAUUCUGGGACCCCAGAAAACACUAUACCUACCUGCCCCAUGGCUCAAGGAGGGAGACAAUAAGAUUGUGCUGUUUGAAGAAUCCAAAGGUGGCGGUGCCAUCUCAUUUGUGAAUGAACCAGAGUUGGGAAAACCAGUAGACACUUAAAGUUUACUUGGCGUUUACCGUACAUAAGUCUGAAUUCCAAGGCUUGACUGAAGAAAAGUGUAGGAGUUGUUGGCAAGGUUAAUUGCCAUGGUAUAUGCUGUUGUGGAAGGUGCAGUUUCAAGUCUAUGCACAUUCUGGGUAGAACCAUCCAGUUGGACGUUUAAUCUCAUUUGCAAAUAUGUCCAUUCUCUACUGAGGAAGAUUUUCUCAAAUAAACGCGAUUAAUGUAAAAUUUGGCACGCCUUUGGCAAAUAAAGGGCGCAUAAUUGAUUCAUGAAUCAAUUAUGAUUGACCUCAUAAUUGAUUCAUCAUAUAUUUCACGGCACAGAACGUUAACCUGAUGAUGUUCACCGGUGUUUGCUAAUGAGCCUUUUUUUGGAAUGUGAUGUUUUAACCCGUGGAUUUUGUUACAACUCGCUGGGAAUGAAAGUUACAGACGAGGCUAACUUCGACUGCCAGUUGAGGACACUUGCACUGGCACAAAACACGAAAACAAAGUUGUACCAAGUGCUCGUUUUCGGCCAUACACAGAGCGCCACGGAGUAACACCGCGAACUUUGCAGAUUAAGCACUUGUGUUGAUGCUUCAAACCAGAUUUGGUAGAAGGCUUCAUAACGAAAUGAACGACAAUACUGCGUAAUUCAUUAUGGCCACGUCGGUAAACAUUUACAAGAUCCAUUUAUGCUGCAGUUUUACAGCACUGCUUUUGUUACUAAAUCGAGACAGUAGAUGUCACCACUGUAUUGGAUACAUUCCCGUUAUAGACGUUGAUGCAGGAGACUAGGAUUUAUGCUCACGAUAACUUCAGUAUGAGUUUUGAUUUGACCUCUUAAACAUGCGUUUAUUUUUGGGUUUUUAAUUACUUAGAAAGUUUAAAUGAUUUUUGUUGUGGAUUUUUUGUAGUGUUUAUCGUGAUAAUAAUAUGGAGACAGGCAUUAUGCACUGUAGCAUUUAUUCAAAUGAGUGGACUUUUAGUGUUUAAAUGUCUACAGUUUGUAUUUUUCAUUUUAAAUGGGUGUUGGUUGGAUACUUUUUUUUGUUACUGAAACUUAAUUCUUAUUAUUAGUAAUUAAUAUUUUUUUAUUGCACAUUGCUGUGGCAUUAGUAAAAUUUACGGGGUUUUUUUUUGCACUUGGUUGUGUAAAUACACUCUUAAGACUAAAUGCACAUAUUGUCAAACAUGUUUAUUAUUAAAAAUGUAAUCACCAAA